CUCUGUAGCUCGCUGUGUUGUUUGCUUCAGAGCUCAUUGAUCCCAGCAGAUCACGUCAAACAGUUCACCCACACACAAUGUUUGCAAGAGAUCUAAUGAAAUACUGUGAACGCCCCACCUGACACAACGACACAUGAACAUCACAGUUGAUCCUCUGACCAUUUUACAUGUGCACUCAGGAACGGAAACUGUGGCUUACUCAUUUUGCGGUGCGAUGUGUAGAUGUGGAAGCAAAGAAAAUGCUCGAGUCUCAUGACAGUAGACGCUGAGCUCCAAGAGUCUAACCUACAUUUGCCUGUUGACAGGGAAUCUGAGCUGAAGAUGGCGACCACCAUCACAUUUGGAACAACGAUUGAUCCAUGCAAGACCUCUUCGUUUGGGAGGGCUCCAGAAGAACCUGAUGAAAAAGGAAACUGUGACCCGGAUAAACUUCUUCAGUGCCCUUUCGACAAAAAUCACCAGAUCCGAGCUUGCCGCUUCCCAUAUCAUCUCAUAAAGUGCAGGAAGAAUCAUCCCAAACUGGCCAGUGAGUUAAAAACCUGCCCUUUUAAUGCUCGCCACCUGGUCCCCAAGCAUGAGCUCAUGUACCAUACAGAAACCUGUGAGGACAGGAUAUCUGUGGACACUGAAGAAACUGGAAACACGAAUGGACAUUGUCAGUGGCAGGUCCCUGUCAGCACCUGGGUGAACCCAAACAUGACUGAGGAUUGGGAUGAAGAGGCUGAUGAUAACGCUGCUCCGUUUGUGUGGGGUGUAAAUAGAGCGUUUGAUCUAAAACAGGAGACGAUGCCAACCAACAACCUUGGUCUGAGUUUAAGAACACCCAAAACCCUCCCGUGGUAGCCGACCUGCGCCACAACUUGCGCACGGCCGUUACAUAUCCGCAGAAUGUUGGCCAAAUGCAUACGCAUGCAGUCAUGGAUAUUUCUUUUAAAGUUUGUUCUUAAGCCUUUAAACUGAUCAAAGUUGUUUUAAUUUGCACGACUGUACUUUAGUUUUUAUUUCUUGGAUAAAGGUUGCAGAGCUUUGUAGUCACCUGUCAUUGCAAGAAUCAUAAAUGCAAAGUUUAGUACAAGUUGAGCAACACUGGUGCCUUUUUUAUUCUUUUAAAUUGUUUGGCAAUCCCCUCUUGUAACAACAACUAACAACAUUGGUUUAUUAUUGUGUGCUUGUUUUAUUAAGUGUUUAUUUCAAAUAAAGCUGUAAUAAGCUAAUAA
This is a messenger RNA of Labrus bergylta (ballan wrasse), 1217 nucleotides long. RefSeq lists its product as uncharacterized. NCBI's taxonomy places the organism in Eukaryota, Metazoa, Chordata, Actinopteri, Labriformes, Labridae. The record is from RefSeq and is a predicted model, not a curated record.